This is a messenger RNA of Geosmithia morbida, 555 nucleotides long. RefSeq lists its product as uncharacterized. NCBI's taxonomy places the organism in Eukaryota, Fungi, Ascomycota, Sordariomycetes, Hypocreales, Bionectriaceae. Bases 1 to 555 code for a protein of 184 amino acids. The transcript has 3 exons. The record is from RefSeq and is a predicted model, not a curated record.
AUGGAAGGUCUCCAACUAUCACAGGUCCUAGCCGACCUUGGCAAUCUAGGCGCCGCCGAACCUGAAGCUGCCGCCGCCAUCGUCAACGCCAACACUCGCGAACCCGUCAGCGCCUCAUCGUCGGCGGCCCCUGCGGCCUCCCCGGCCCAGGCCUCCUCCCAGACUCGUGGGCAGCCGCGACAGCAGAAACACCAGCACCAGCACCAGCACCAGCACCAGCAGGAUAUGCGCCCUUCCGUACUGAAGAGUGCGUGGUCGACGGAUCCUUCCGGUCCAGUUGACAAGUUUGGUCGACGAAUCUUGAUCACCUCACCUAGUCCGCGAUCUGGGUCUUGCACGCCCGGCAGUGAGACACCCAGGCUCGACGACGACCUCGAACGAGCCUCGACGCUCAUGGCACUGUACGACAUCCGAUCGAAGCUCAAGCAGCAGGACAACAGCAGCCUGGCCAAGGCCCGGGAGAAGAUCAACGCUCUGGCUGCCAGGCAGCAGGCUCAGCAGAUGAGCGUGCAGGGUCGGAACAACCGGUACUCGUAUCCCAAACCCGGACUCUAG